Vicia villosa (hairy vetch) is the source of this 1269-nucleotide messenger RNA. RefSeq lists its product as uncharacterized. The transcript has a single exon. NCBI's taxonomy places the organism in Eukaryota, Viridiplantae, Streptophyta, Magnoliopsida, Fabales, Fabaceae. The record is from RefSeq and is a predicted model, not a curated record. The coding region runs from base 1 to 1269 and encodes 422 amino acids.
AUGGAGGAUCCAAAUCACCCCCAAAUCGCCGAUGAUACUGAACCCGACGUUCCAACCCCUGCAACCACCGCUCGCCGUGGAAAUAAGCGGAAGAAAACCGGGCCGAAGCGAACUGCAACCCAGAAAAAAAGGUUCAAGGAGAAAUGUCAGGCUAUUGUCGAAACCCUAAAACCCAUUCCUUUCAAACCUGCUAAAGCUCUCGACUUUGACAGCCACCAGAGCCUUCUGGAGUGUCUGGGGUUAUGGGGUUUUGUCCACAUCGAGUUUGAUUCUGUUAUUCGCACUGAUCUACUCGCUCAGCUUAUUGUUAGCUAUAGUCCUACCGGAAGGUGCAGUUAUGUUAAUGAUAUCAAGGUGAUGGUGAACCGUGCUGAACUAGGCCGUGCUCUCAAGCUUCCGAAGAAGAUUCCGGCUAGUGCUGUCCCUAUCAUUGCUGUUGAUGAAGUUGACAAAGAGGAUAUUGAUUUCCUUAAUCAAUUGGUGUCAAACUGGAUGCUUUUGCAUGAUGAUACAUUCAUGAAGACAAAGGAUAUUAUGCAGCUAAUUAACUUUGUCAAGGAUGGGACUUUUGAGAAGGUUGACUGGGCAGGACUGAUAUGGAGCAUGUUAGAGAAGGAAUUGAAGGCACCUAAUCUUGCAAACUGUUAUUAUGCCUCACAUUUGCAGCAUUUGAUUAAGUCUCAGCACAAGGAGCUGUUGGAGGAAACUCCGGUGGAGGGUGAAGGAGAAGAGGGUGUGGCAAAGGAUGAGGAGGAAGAGGGUGAGGUAAAAGAUGAGGAGGAAGACGAAGAGGUGGCGGUGAUAACGGAUGAGGUGGAUGGGAGUGGUGAUGUGAGAAUGGGUGGGGUUGAAGAGAGUAACGUUUGUGAGUUGGACGAAUCCAAUACUGAGUUGAGUUUGAAGCAGGAGGAUAAUGUUGAGACUUUACCGGUGGAAAGACAGAAGGGUGACGAGGAACAAAUAAUGGAUUUUGAGCCGUCUAAGGAAGAAGAAUUUGUACUAAAAGCAACAAGAGUGUUUGAAGGCUCAGGCAUUACGCGUGCUCAAAGGUGUUCUUAUGAUUUAAUGGAGGAGAAUUUGUACCAAAAGCAACAAGAUUGUUUGAAGUUGCAAAGGUCCGUAAGCAAUGGCAAAAGAAAGAUCCGAGAUUUAGAAAAGCAAUUGGUAGAAGAGAAGGCCAAGUCGGCUCGACUUGAGGGAGAACUUGCAAGACUUCGAGCCCAGCAGAGGGAAACAGGAAACAAUCAUGCUACUGCCAGAUUGCCUUAG